Messenger RNA from Gossypium raimondii (Peruvian cotton), 654 nucleotides. RefSeq names its product secreted RxLR effector protein 161-like. The coding region runs from base 1 to 654 and encodes 217 amino acids. The transcript has a single exon. The record is from RefSeq and is a predicted model, not a curated record. NCBI's taxonomy places the organism in Eukaryota, Viridiplantae, Streptophyta, Magnoliopsida, Malvales, Malvaceae.
AUGAAAGAAUUUGAUAUGUCUGACCUUGGGUUAAUGCAUUAUUUUCUUGGUAUUGAAGUAUAUCAAUCAGAUUGUGGAAUUUUUAUUUCACAAAAGAAGUAUGUCGGGGAAAUUAUAGACAGAUUUAGGAUGAAGAAUUGCAAUUCUGUGGCCACUCCCACUGAGCUGGGGCUGAAAUUGGAGAAAAAUCCUUCUGGUAAGAAGAUUGAUAGCACUUUAUACAAACAACUCGUGGGAACUUUGAUGUACUUGACAGCCACACAACCUGAUAUUAUGCAUUCCGUUAGUCUUAUUAGCAGGUUCAUGGAACACCCAAAGGAGAUGCAUUUUCUUGCUGCUAAAAGAAUUCUUUGCUACUUACAAGGGACAUCGGAUUAUGGGAUCUUAUACAAGAAAGGAGCAAAGUCUAAUCUCAUUGGAUUCACUGAUAGUGAUUUUGCAGGAGAUACAAAUGAUUGGAAGAGCACUUCGGGGUAUGUGUUCAUGCUAGGAUCAGGGGCUAUUUCUUGGUCAUCUAAAAAACAAUCGAUUGUUACUCUAUCAACCACCAAAGUAGAGUAUGUUACAGCCACUACAUGUGCUACUCAAGCAAUUUGGCUAAGAAACAUUCUUGCGGAUGUUUUUUUUCCACAAAAGGAACCUACUCCAUUUUAA